This is a messenger RNA of Notolabrus celidotus (New Zealand spotty), 2880 nucleotides long. Its product is annotated as alpha-1,3-mannosyl-glycoprotein 4-beta-N-acetylglucosaminyltransferase C-like. Gene Ontology annotation, biological process: protein N-linked glycosylation. Gene Ontology annotation, molecular function: acetylglucosaminyltransferase activity. The transcript has 8 exons. The coding region runs from base 1232 to 2665 and encodes 477 amino acids. NCBI's taxonomy places the organism in Eukaryota, Metazoa, Chordata, Actinopteri, Labriformes, Labridae. The record is from RefSeq and is a predicted model, not a curated record.
GCAAUGUUUUGGUCUCUUUGUAAUUUGUUUUUCCCUCCAGCCUUAUCUUGAAUUGUUGCCUGAAUACUGGAUUUAGAGAGUUAAUGUACAUGUUAACACAUGAAAGGAGAAACUAAUGUUACAAACGUCCUCACAGCUUAGAUUGUUUGUUUAAUUUUCACCUAUAGCAGGUAGACGUGUAGUUUGACCAGGAAAUACUAAAAGCUGUUUGAUCCAUGCAGCCUUUUGACUGACAGUUUGGGAUCCUCUUGCAUGUGAGGGUUUUUGUGAAUGGCAUUUGUUGAUAAGUAUUUCAACAUUAAGAAACAGUAAGAAGAAGACUUCUGAGUCAUGUUUCUGGACUAGGGAUCAUCUUCAAGUCUCUGGUUUCUGCUGGCUCUCAGUCUUUUAAGUCCUGCCACAACCAGGAGCCACAACAACAGGUGAAUCCAGGGAUCUGACCGUCCGUGCCACGCAUGCACCGCUGGAGCGCACGAAUCUGCUCUCGCGCCGCCCUCCUCCUCCUGUCCGCCUGCUGCCGGGAGGAGCAGAGGAGCAGCGCAGACCGGAGCGCAGCAUCCACAGCCACGGCACCUUUGGGAUGUGGCAGCAAUUUCGACAGCCCUGAAAUCAAUGCCCCCCCCCCCCCAUGAAAUCUCCCAAAGUUUGUAUUGUGUGAGAGCUUGAAGGCGGAGAAGAAAUCGGAACGUGCGAGGAGUGAGGAGAGAGAGGGGGAACACAUCGCGCGGAGGUGCAUCGGCUCUCUGCAGUAUACAUUUCCAGCGGUGCCUGCCUGCCUGCCUGCCUCCUGCCCGGGCACGCGUGUUUCUCUGUCUGUCGUGCAGGAUCGUGGAGCGCGUUGGAGCUGGUGCCUGAGCCAAUCUAACCAUCAGGAGGGAAGAAGAUAGAGAGAGCGAGAGAGAGAAGCAGUCCACCUCUGCAAAUAAUCCCCCCCGCAGCGCGUGCCGGAGUGGAGCAGACAGACUGCAGUGAGCCCGGACACAUGAUGCUCUAGCUCCUACACAUCUUAAUGGAAUGCAGCCAGAUGAAUUAUUAAUGUCAAGCCUGGAAGACCCCUGCCAUUUUGAUGUGUGAGCACACCCACCAAUAAUGGCCCAUAGGAUACGCAGUGGAAGUAAGUGCUCCAGAUUCUGAGGCAGACGUGUUCAUGCAUCCCGUCCAGCUCGACCUGCAGACUCUCUCCCACAAACACUUCUGACUACUACCAGAUCCCAGUGAGAGCGCGUGCAGCAUGAGGCUGGUGUGGAAAUCCCUGGACAAGAUGAGGUGUCUGAGGAAACGCUCCACCAUUCCCUUCCUCGGCUUCCUCAUCACCUUCCUCCUUUUCCUGAACCUCUACAUUGAGGACGGCUACGUGCUGGAAGGGGAUAAGAGGCAGCUUAGAGAAACAUCAGCACAUCCUCCGAGCUCAGAGCGAUACGUUCACACCUUCAGAGACCUCAGUAAUUUCUCCGGAGCCAUUAAUGUGACGUAUCGUUAUCUUGCUGGGACUCCGCUGAAUCGCAAGAAGUAUCUGACCAUUGGACUGUCAUCAGUCAAAAGAAAAAGAGGAAACUACCUUCUGGAGACGAUCAAAUCCAUCUUCGAUCAGUCCAGUUACGAGGAACUCAAAGAAAUAGUUGUUGUGGUCCACCUGGCAGACUUUGACCUGGUCUGGUGUGAAAACCUGGUGCAGGAAAUCACCAGGAAGUUUGCCCAUCACAUCAUAGCUGGACGCCUCCUGGUGAUCCAGGCCCCAGAGGAGUACUAUCCGUCUCUGGACGGGUUGAAAAGGAACUACAACGAUCCAGAGGAUCGAGUCCGUUUCCGCUCCAAGCAGAACGUGGACUACGCUUUCCUCCUGAACUUCUGCACAAACCUGUCUCACUUCUACAUGAUGCUGGAGGACGACGUGCGCUGCUCCAGGAACUUCCUGACGGCGCUGAAGAAGGUGAUCACCUCCAGAGAUGGCUCCUACUGGGUGAUGCUGGAGUUCUCCAAACUGGGCUACAUAGGGAAGCUGUACCACUCCAGAGACCUGCCUCGCCUGGCUCACUUCCUCCUCAUGUUCUACCAGGAGAUGCCCUGCGAUUGGCUCCUCAUCCACUUCAGAGGUCUGCUUGCCCAGAAAGAUGUGAUCCGCUUCAAACCCUCUCUGUUUCAGCACAUGGGCUACUACUCCUCCUACAAGGGAGCCGAGAACAAGCUGAAGGACGACGACUUUGAGGAAGACUCCAUAGACAUUCCUGACAACCCUCCUGCCAACAUUUACACGAACAUCAAUGUCUUUGAAAACUAUGACGCCACAAAGGCUUACAGCUCUGUGGAUGAAUACUUUUGGGGGAAGCCUCCUUCCACAGGAGACUUCUUCGUCAUAGUCUUUAACAAAUCGACCAAAAUAAAAAAAAUAAAGAUUUCUACUGGUUCUGACGACCGUCAGAACGACUUCCUUCACCACGGAGCUCUGGAAGUCGGAGAGAAACUAGUUGGGACCAAAAAAGGGAAACAGUGCUCCUCCUACAUCACAUUAGGGGAGUUUAAAAAUGGCAACAUUGAGGUUCAAGAUGUAGACCACAAAAUUGCCUUUGACAUUGAGUGUGUGCGCAUUGUCGUGACAGCCAGCCAGAAAGAAUGGCUAAUAAUUAGAAGUAUAAGUUUAUGGACUACACAACCCCCUAGCCAAUGAGGACUACACAGACAGACUCUUAGUAUGUCAUAGAGGCAAAAUGUUGUUUUUUUUUAUUAUAAAUGUAUGUAUUUCCAGGUUUAUUUAUUCAUUUUGUAUGUAUUUAUUGAUACUCAUUUGGAUUGCUAAGUCAAUCUGUAGUUUUUAUACCUGCAAGUUGUAACCUGAGCGGAGCAUCUUCCCUGUCGUUCUAAGUAAAAGACUGUUUAACUGAC